AUGAAACCAUCUAAACUGCAAGAUCAUCUGAGAAGAUGCCACCCUGAUAAAUCAGAGAAAGAUUUGAAAUACUUUCAAACACUCAAAGAUAAAUUUCAGAAGAGACCUACACUGGACAGAAUGUUCGCUUCGACGUCGCAAAGAAAUGGUGAUGGUUUGCGGGCGUCUUACAAUAUCUCGUUAGUUAUAGCAAAAUCCGGAAAACCGCAUCCUAUCGGAGAGAAGUUAAUUUUCCCACCCGUUGAAGAGGUUUUAAAAACUGUUUUACAUAAACCUGCAUCUGAUAUCAUUAAAAGAAUUUCCUUAAGCGACAAUACUGUUGAAAGACGUAUUGAUGAAAUGAGUUCUGAUAUUGAAAGCUUCUUAUGUAAUUAUUUGCAAACGACCCAUUUCUCUAUACAACUGGACGAGUCAACUUUACCAGAUAAUGCAGCAUUAUUAUUGGCAUAUGUUCGUUUUAUUAUGAAUCAAGAAAUCUACGAAGAACUGCUCUUCGCAAGAACUUUGAUAACCGACACUAAAGAUUUUGAAUCUAGGUUUGAGGAUAUUUUGACUAUGGUAAUACCACCGUGGAUAAUUAAUCCAUAUGGUGACAUAGAAGAAACGAAUGUCAUAAUACAAGAGGAACUGACUGAACUAAGUACAAACGAACAACUUAAGAAUUCAUACAGAAAAAUGCAUUCUAAAAUUAGCAAUAUGGAGUCCCAGGACGCUACAACAAAAAGAAAACUUUCUAUGAAGCAACUUAAAAAAAAUAGUUCAGCUUACUUGCGCCAACGAGAAAAAGCCAAUGCAAGAAAAAAGAAAUUCUUAGAUAAGAUGACAGAGGAAGAGAUAGAGAUCAAAAGGGCUAAGGAUAGAGCAUACUAUCGGAAAAAGAAAACUGAGAAGAAAGUUAAAAACAUUGCUGAGAUGACUGAAAGAGAAAAGCGAAAGCAAAGAAAAAUUUGGAAAGAAGCGUCAAAGAAAUACAGAGAAAAGAAAAAGACAUUAUCAACUAUACUAAACAAUACUCCGCCACAUUCCGAUGAUGAGUUAGCUGCAACACCUUCAGUAAGAAAAACAGUGGGUAGAAAAAUUGUGCGGAAGGACAGAGCCAAAGCAUAUAGUAAAAUCAAACAACAGGAGAAAACAAUUGCUAAAAUUACACGUAAAUAUGAAACCUUGAAUAAAAAACUAAGAAGAAAAGAAAAUAGAGAACAGGAGAAAUCUCAGCCACCAACAACUCCUAACAGCAAGGUUGACGCAUUGAUAAAAAAUGUUGACGUCCCUCCUGAGGUGCGCAAGAAUCUUUUAUUUAACGAAGUACUGACUACGCAUUUAAAAGAAAAAGCUGGUAGUUUGAAAAAAAACUCUAAAGAGAAUGAAGUCUUCCAAAAAUGUGUCAGCGGUGAUUUGGUAAGGAAAUACAAAUUGCUUCAUAUGGUUAAGACUUUUUUGCCAAAAGAAAGAACCAGUACAUCGAUUUUGAAGUCGGAUACCAAAAUUCGUGAGGUUGUGUUGAAGCACGAUAUUCGUCAAAAAGUUGAAGAUUUCUUCCAGAGUGACGAUAUCAGUAGGAUGUGCCCAGCUAAGAGAGAUUUUGUGAAAAAAAAAACGGCAUUAAGAAACAAAAACGCAUCCUUUUACUUCCUGUUAAAGAACUGA
Messenger RNA from Acanthoscelides obtectus, 1647 nucleotides. Lineage: Eukaryota; Metazoa; Arthropoda; Insecta; Coleoptera; Chrysomelidae. The record is from the annotation of a GenBank genome assembly.